AUCAUAUUAUCUGAGGCGGGGCGCGGAAGCUCCUCCGCCCUAUUCUCAGCGUAGUGGGGGCCCGGCGGGACGUCGUCGCGCUUCUUCGAGUCAGCCUCCGAGCUGUGUGCAGACAUGACCACGGGCCUUCGCUGGGGGAGAGCGAGAGGGGAUAGGGUAUGAGAAACGAGCGGGAUAGGCGGGGAUCGCGGGGGGCAUGGCGGUGGCGGGGCCACUAUUCUUGUACCGUUCCAUCCUCCAUCGCGCAAUUGCGGCGAGCCGCCCAACCGAGCCCUCCCAUUGGCCAGCGAUGUUACGCCCGCCCAAUCCCCGCCAGUGUCUCUCCCCGCCACCUAUCCAUCUCUUGGCCGAGCAACACCGCACACGUCCAAUAGAAUCCGCCCUCGACAUCGUCAGCCUCCUUCCCGAAGAUCGCGGUAGAGCCUGUGUGGCGCGGUGGCUUUCUUUUCCAUGCAGCCAAGGUUCCGCUCAAUCUACACUGCGGUACUAUCAUCACUUGUCGUGUCAAUGGCCCUCUCCCUUUCAACAUGGUGGUAAUCGAUAUUGCAUCUUCAUAUCAGUCUGAUCUUUGACAACGAUGCACACGAUCUACGGGCGUAUGACCCAAGUUUCUCGUCCAGUUCUGUGUUAUGUUCGUCUGCGCGCUACGUCCUGACGUUCGACGUCGGCGAGA
This is a messenger RNA of Fomitopsis serialis, 673 nucleotides long. RefSeq lists its product as uncharacterized. The record is from RefSeq and is a predicted model, not a curated record. Lineage: Eukaryota; Fungi; Basidiomycota; Agaricomycetes; Polyporales; Fomitopsidaceae. Bases 197 to 565 code for a protein of 122 amino acids. The transcript has a single exon.